UCCCGAUCGUAAUCUGUUUGUGUUUGAUGUUAUAGGUUUUAGUUUCCUAUGGUUGAUUAAACCGAGUUGAUUGGUCAUCAUAGGCAUAUGAACUCCUUCACGCAUGACUGGUUACUUUUGAUAGUUGAAGUCUGAUAUUAAUCAUGGAUAGUUCCCACUGAGAUUCGAUCUCUGUGGCCAUAACUUCAAACGCUGGAGCACUAUGGGAUACGCUACUGAAUUUGUUUGUCUGCUUUGUCUGGGUUCUUAUUAAGCUCUCUUGUCGAGUGACAUUUCAGUCUUCUAACCCGACGAUUCGAAAAGGUUGUUUAAAUUCUCAUAUCUGUAGCUUAGUGUCCGAACAAAGUGUUUUUCCACUUAAACCAGAAAUACUAAAAUUGAAAAAGUCUAGCAAAUUGAUGGAAGAUUAAUAACUCACUGAAGAGAAUGAAGCAAUGAGUAAGACCACUGUGAAUCAGUCGAGCAAAGUGGUCGGUCAACCUCUCAACAAAACACCUGAUUUCGAUCGAUUUAAAGGUGCUCAAGAACUAACUAAACUUCUAAGUGAUUUAAAUCUGAAACUAAUAGUCAUAAGUAGAAAUUCAAGGUACUUUUAAGAUUCAUAAACAAGGUUAUCCUAUUAGAGCGAUAGUUAGCUUCAGAAAAUAACUAACGUAUGAAUCGAUUACGAUAUCAUAUCCUAUUAGAAAUCGCUUAACGUCUAGGUUAGGCCAUCUCUUUGGAUUGAGACAGAAACGAGAUUGCAAGAGUUUUGUGCAGCAGAAUACACCCAUAUAAUCACAAGGAAAUGCAAACAAGACGUUUGCAGCGAAAGAAAAACACUUUUUUCGAUGAAGUCAUAUGCUAAGCUGCACAUUCCUGAGUACAUAUUACAAAGGAUAGAACAUUCAAGGGUUAUCUCCAGUCAUAGGUCAAAAUAUAUUGAAUAACAAGGAAAAGCUACCUAAUACAAAUGAGGAUUUAGAAUAGGAAAAUAAGUAGGAGAUUAAGAAAUUAAAUACAAUUAAGUAACAUGGAAUUUUUCUAGGACAUCCGAUGGCCAUGGCAAAGGUUAAAUGUACUUUUUCUAGACGCAGCACCGGUUUGAAAUUCUAUAUUUCUAGCAUUUCAACUAUGCUCACAUCCCUUGGUCUGACUCCCUUUGUGUCGCUCCAUCAAACCCUGUAGAUGAUUUCGAAAGAUUUCUCAAAUGAAGCUAAGUUACCUGAAUUCUCAAAGUGUUCUGUUGUUGAGCUGAAGAUAUAUCUCCGUUCUCGCCUUGCUGGUCAGGCCGGGUAGUGUUUUACAAGCGGCCGCAGAUUACGGCCAAUGCACUCAGCUCCACAGUAGCAAGCAAACUGGUAUUUACAUAUUUAUCUGCCCCAACAUGUCAGCUUGGCUUUCACACUGACAUUAAAGCUUUUGCAGGAGAAAUUUAUUUGAAGGUUGGUGGUAACGUGUGUUCCACUUAAAAUCGUGGUAAUCAUCUUCUGCAGCAGCGUUGUUUUUGAAUUCAAGUUAGAGAUAAUGAAUCUUUUUUCGACACUUAAUGUGUUCGUUCACUUGUGCUCUUUGGCAUCAUAAUCAUCGGCAUUCUUAGUUGACGUUUUCACAUGUUAACGUAGCUUCAUUUACUUAUAUCCUAUCUUGUCCCUUUUAUUCUCUCCUGGAACGAAAAAGUUUCUUACAGUUUGAUCGACAUUUUAUCAUUUCAACUAUUUUUCACACUGUGAAAUGUCAGUAUCUUUUAUUAUCCUCAAAACAUGAAUUGACAUCUUGAAGUCCUUUAUGUCACUUGUUCUUUAUUACAUUAGUCAAUCUGGGAUCGUUAUGUGUCCUCUUUUCAUGUGAUUCACUUAUCAUGUUAAACAACUGUUACUACUUUAACUGUUUGCUACUGUUGAUAUUUAAUGCUUAUGAUGGUAUAAUAAUAGAAGCCUGUUCACGUUUACAUGAGUCUUACUUUCAUAUCGAUUUAUUGAGAUUAUCUGUGAUUUGAUUUGUCUAGAUUUCUACUGACACUGAAUUGUGUAGUAAGCAUGUGAUACAGUCUCAUGAAUUGAUCAAUGUUUAUCAUAGUGUAUCGAUUAGCUGUGAAGAAGGAUUUUGGAAGCAGACAAGUUGCUUAGGUAAAUGUGAUGUGAAUAUUUGGGAAUUAAGGUGAAGUAGGAUGUUAUGAAUGAAUGAUUGCUUUUGUGAUACGCCGUUUGAUGUGAAACUGGUCUGAGGUUUGUGUCGACUGACUGACUGACUGUCAGUUUUCACACGUGAUGUUGAGUUUAUGAACUGGACCUUCGAUUUCCAUGAGAUCUUCGAACUUGGACGCACUUAUAGACAGUCGACAGUAACAGAAGACAUAACUCUGUUAUGUGAGAUGAGGAUAUUGGCAAGAGAUGGAGUCUUCUAGACACUUAAUGUGACGAUUUGAGAAUAUUUGACAUGCAUUCCUCACCACACAAAUGCAAAUUGUUGCUGCAUAAUUGAUCUUCAGUGUUGUCAUGUCUAACAAUAGGAAGUGAAGUAGUUGAUGAUCUCGACUACUUCACUUACCUGGAAGUCGGAUCAGUCCUGGUGGGUGAGACCAACAAUCGACGAAAUCUCUGCAUAGAUAUAAAUGGCUCGAUCCACUUUCCUCAACUUAUGCUGCUUAUGGCGUUGCCGCGAUACGUGAUUGCCUAUGAAGGGUGGAGUGUACAGUGUUGUGGUUCACUGUAUUCCACCAGAUGACUGUGAAACAUAGCCAUUGAAGGUGUAGAGGAAGUGAGAAGGCUUCAGGUGUUCAGCCACGAUUGCGUUUAUACCAUAGGUGAUGUGUAAUGGUCUCACCACGUCAGUAACACAGAAGUCAGGUGUAGAGUUUUAGAUAAAGGAAGUAGGUCAUUUGAUGUGAGGUUGUAAACUUUCAUUGACUCGGGUGGCUGGGACAUGUGUUGGGCAUGCCUAGUCAGCGUCUACUACACUACAUUGUAAUUGUUAGCUGAAGUAGGUUAAGGUUGAAAGAAGGUUAGGGGAGGUUAGAUUAAAACAUGGUAUCAUUACAUGAGGUCUCCGACUGUUGGCGAGAGCAGUGUACGGAAAUGUAGACUUCCCAGUUGGGAUUGGCGUGACAACAGAACCUAGUGGUUAAACAAUAUGCAUGAAAUGUCUUAUAAUUGAUCUCAAUAGCACAGAUGCAUCGAAGCAUUCUUAUUUUAAUCGUGAUAUCUUGUUUACUUUUCUUUCGUGUACAUGUUGUUCUUUUUCUAAUAUUUUCUAGUUUUGGGUGCUUUCAAUCUCUUUUCUGUGUUUCUUCGUGGUACUCAAGACGUUGAUUUACUGAGAUAAAGUACAAGAAGUUGUCGCUAGUGUGUUCAGGGAGAUGACUUUCAACCAACUGGUCACCGGUUUGAUACCCUAUUUGCCUUCUACAAACGAAAUUAGUAAACCCUGUGCAGCAUUGAUACUUGGUUUGCUGAAACGAAAGCCAUCUGAGCGAUUAAAUCAUGAACAGUUUUUCUCUCAUCCCUUUAUUGAUUUAGGCCAUGUACCAUCUGCACAAAGUAUGGAUAAAGCUACUGAAUUUCUUGAACGCGCACCUCGAUUGGAAUCAUUGGGAAAUUUGUGUGAAGCGUAUGAUUGUUAUUUAGAAGGUCUUAAUCACUUAGUGGCUGCAUGUAAUUAUGAACACUCGCGGUUUCGGAAAGCGGAAAUACGAAGCCUGAUGAGAUAUUACUUGGUAAAGGCGGAGUCUUUAAAAUCAGAAUUGUGUCUCAUUACUCAAAUGAAUAUGACUUGUCCUUCGUCAUCUUCAUCAACAACUCACCAAACUCAGUGUAGAAGUGUAGAGAAUAACUUACCUGAUCCUAUUGUACCAGUAAAAUGUUAUGAUGUCGAUCAACAGCCUAAAAAGAAGAAUGCUCAUCUAAAGAAAAAUCUGUGUAGUUCGAAAACAGAUGUGAAAAGUAGCUGUCAGUCACAAACAAAAAGUAUUGAGCUACCUACUCCUCACCAGUUACAAAGUACAACUACAAAUGAUGAGGUCAAUCAUUUCCAUGAAGAACAUAUAUCGGUAAAUUCGGUUGAGGAAAUUAAUGAAUGCCUGUCUUCGGAUAAAGCCAGUAUCAUUACCCGUGUAAAGCAUUGGCUUUCCUGGCAUAAAAAUGAGAGAAGUGACGAAUCUAAUAGAAAAACCAAUCCUGUACCUACCGCUGUAUUGGUGGACGUGAAUCCUGUACAUUCUUCACAGUUGGCAUCAGAAGUCAAUGACUCUGUUCCUCUACCUCACUCAUCAUCUAGUCCACCCCAGAAUUCUUCAUCAUCUGGAUCAGAUACCUUAGUGGUGCAACGGACGAAUGAAAGUGUAUUUUCCAAUCGGUCAGUUAAUUCUUCAACAAUCGAACCAACCGUCAGACCCAAUGAACAGGUUGGUUGUUCAAAUCCUUCGGAACCUGAAAUUUUACAAUCAGAAUCUGGACUAGAAGUUAAUUCAAUGGAAAUACCAGAUGACAUAAUUCAAAAGUUCGAUCGUACUCGACUUUUAGAACUGGAUGGUUGUAACAAAUAUGUGGUUGACUUUCUGGUCAAGUUUUAUAAACUCAUUUCCAGAAGAUGUUACACUAACGCGUUAUUACACUUCGAAAAUGAAUUCUCUUCAUGUUUAAAAGCAGUUCAAAAUGAUUCCAAUGCCAAGAAUCGAAAUAUUUUACUCGAACAGUUAAAAUUUGCAAUGAAUGAGGCGGAAAAACUGAAGGCAAGUCUUCCUGAUGGCGAUGAAAUAAUUAGUAAUGAUAUGGCCUCAGACUUCCAAGUCGGUGAAGAAGUGUUCGAUGAAAAUCAAGCCCAAGAUCGCUGCACCUCUAUGUGAUAUACAAUAAAAUGCUUUUUCUCCAGCUGAUCUUUGGCAACGUAAGGAAGUUAGACUGAAGCGCGUAUUUAUUCAUGAAGAUAAAUGCACCUAAGAACUGAUUAUGACUUUGUAUAUUUUUUAUAUUUAUAUAUUUAUCUUAUAUUUUCAGCAGAAGUUGUAUCAUCAUUGACUUGUUACUAGCUAAUAUUCAUAUUACUUUCAUAAAUUCCUCUACAUUUUGUACAUAUACAAUGACUCCAUGGUAUUUCUUUCGGAUACUGUCUUUCAUGUAAACCUUUUCCCGUUUAGUAUACUCAUGAAAUAAAUAAUCUGGUUUUUGAGAUUAUGCAAAUACUUUUUCAUUACAUCAUCUACUGUGAGACAUAUCACUUCCUGUAAUCCUCACUGAUAUAGAAGUUCGAUUAUUAAUAUCAUUGUUAUUACAAUCUAUAUUGCAGCUCGCACUAAUUACUUU
Molecule: messenger RNA, 5279 nt
Organism: Heterobilharzia americana
Lineage: Eukaryota; Metazoa; Platyhelminthes; Trematoda; Strigeidida; Schistosomatidae
Source: the annotation of a GenBank genome assembly